This is a messenger RNA of Drosophila nasuta, 586 nucleotides long. It is a transcript of the gene e(y)2b, whose product is annotated as enhancer of yellow 2b. Gene Ontology annotation, cellular component: SAGA complex; nuclear pore. Gene Ontology annotation, molecular function: transcription coactivator activity. The transcript has 2 exons. Lineage: Eukaryota; Metazoa; Arthropoda; Insecta; Diptera; Drosophilidae. Bases 146 to 469 code for a protein of 107 amino acids. Gene Ontology annotation, biological process: mRNA export from nucleus; positive regulation of DNA-templated transcription. The record is from RefSeq and is a predicted model, not a curated record.
AAUUAUACUAACUCUUGCUAGUUUCGAAUAAUUGAUUUGCUCAUGUGGGCUAUGAAUUAACUGCUACAAACACAUACAAAUUGAUAAGGAUAUUAAAUGUAAACAUUUUUUAAAUACAUAGCCACGAAGUAAGACCAAGUCAAUCAUGUCGAAAAGCAAGGAGACUGGUAUUGGUACAGAUCCAGAGUGUAACAAAAAUUACCAUCUGAACAAGAGCGAAAAAGUUGCACUCAAAGACCUGCUACAGAAGAGACUGCAUGAGUGCGGUUGGUACAAAGACGUCGAGGAAAAGAUUCGUAAUACGCUUCAAGAACGCGGCUUGUCUAACAUUACUCAUGAUCAGCUUUCAGCGGAGAUUAUUCCACAAGCACGUGCUCUGGUACCCGAAGAAGUUCGCAAGGAGAUGACAAUGCGCGUGCGUGAAGCUUUGGAGUCGCCGUUGCCCACCAUUGGGAAUGGCAAAACAUAACUUUAACAGCACUGGCAACGUUCGUUUUAUAACACUGAACAAAUUAAAUAAUUCAAAUGUUCUGCAAAUGCUCCAAAGAUAAAUAUCAAAGACAACAUAAGUUUAAAUUCUAGCACA